Bipolaris maydis ATCC 48331 is the source of this 1479-nucleotide messenger RNA. RefSeq lists its product as uncharacterized. The record is from RefSeq and is a predicted model, not a curated record. Lineage: Eukaryota; Fungi; Ascomycota; Dothideomycetes; Pleosporales; Pleosporaceae.
AUGAUUAUCUGCUUCAGCCCUCGGCCCUUCAUGUCUUGCAUGUCUUGCCCGCCCUCCCUCAUGUCCUGUCCUACGCCAGGUUGAAACGCUGCACCGAAACUUGACACUCCCUCCACCAAGUCUACCUGUCACCACCAUACACACUACGCACACCACGCAUACACUGCACCAAUCUCGCCCACAAUGGGUCGCCCAGUCUUUACAUCCCACGACAACCUCCACCUGCUCCGGAGCUCGGCCUUUGAAUCCGAACAUGCCUGGUUAUACGACACUUCCUACAUGCAGCACGGAGCCGCUGCCUUGGAGCUGGAACACGAAAUAGAGCAGGCCUACGCGAGCAUCUCGCCAGACGACAUCUCAGACGAACAAGUGCGAAUCAUCAAGACCCAGAUCACCAUCCACCGAGAGCGCCAAAGAGCCCUGCGCCCCCACCUGGAAAGUGGCAGCGACCAGAUUGACGAGGAGGGCAACGAAUGCGUCUUUGUCCCCGCUCCAAACCAAUGGGGAGCCAAUGGCGACUUGGACGAGGAGAGCGAGACUCUCUCAGCAAUCCACAACCUCCUCACAUGGCAGACUUCCUACUCACCAAUCUCACAUACACUGCACGAUGAACUCCCCUCAACAGAUAUCCCCUACCAUGCUCUUCUUGACCCAUCUCUCCCCACAACCACAUUCCACCUGCACCGCACACGGGAAUGGACUGGCUCAUCAGGCUUCCGAAAGUACAUCUACAGUGCGCGCGAUCACUCGGACAAGUACAUGCUAUAUAUGCUCGAGGCCACACAUCGCGACGACAGCCAAGUAAACGCCGCAGACUUCUUCCGCGUGGCAGAGUUCCCCCAGCCAUGCAUAUCCGUCCUCCUUUCCGGUAUCGACAAGAAGCGCAUGACGACCGAUUCCUCCAAAGACGCUGCUUACAAGUCACGAUGCAUCCACCUCCGUGGCCCGUUUUCACAACCAGUCAAAGAGUACCCCGACAGGCAGCAAAAGAUCCCGUGGUCCCCGCGACGAUUUACCUAUGGUGGCCGACGCUUUGUUUGGAAGCAGGGGGAUCCCAACGACGACGCUAUGCCAGAGACAUUGUACGAGUACCAGAAGGAUUGGGCAAAGCCAGGCAGCAGGACGGGUAAGCGGUGCGACGACGCAAAGCCUAUCAAGCUGGUGUGGGGAGAGAAGCGGAGAAAGGGAAAAGUCGAUAGCUACACUAUCCACUUCCGGGGAGGCAUGGACCAGGUCUUUAGAGAGAUCCUGCUAGCUAGCCAGAUGGCCCGCCAAGUGUGUCUGUUCACGGCCAUGGGCUGAGUUGAUCUCAGCGCUGGGACCGACUGAGCUGAACUUGUUGAAUGAUGACGCUGGAUUGUCUUAGCGAUAGGCGUUUGUACGGGAACCGUGAGGCACGGCAUAGAUACCAUUUACUCGGCGUUUUCGAAUUUUGCAUGGAACCUUGAUUCCCACUACAAUCAAAUGUAUUCUAUCCUC